Molecule: messenger RNA, 1389 nt
Organism: Brassica oleracea var. oleracea
Lineage: Eukaryota; Viridiplantae; Streptophyta; Magnoliopsida; Brassicales; Brassicaceae
Exons: 3
Coding region: 110-1162 (350 amino acids)
Source: RefSeq, a predicted model, not a curated record
AAACACUGUUUCUUUCUCUCUCUCUCUCUCGUUCUUUCUUUAUUUCUCUCUCUUCUUGAAGUUUCGUUUGAAGGAGAAAGAAAGAAAGAAAGAAUAAUCUUUAAUAAUAAUGGGAAAGCUUCUCUGCGAUUCAACGGCGACGAUUCAAUCUCCCUCACCAACCGUUCCUUGGAGGGAGCCCUCCACAGCCGCCAUCGAUGGCGUGGAUCUAGUCAACCAAUCCUCGGCCGCCGCGGCGUUCGAAGCGGCGGAGAAGACGAUGGCCGCGACCGCGUGGGACGACGUUUCCGGUCUCGAGGAGCAGCAAAGACGCCACCUUCGGCGUCUUCACGCGAAGGGCGUCCUCUGGAAGCACCCGGGGAAGGAAGAAUCCUCCUCGCCGCCCGUCGUUUUCCGCCUCUCGCACGGCGGAGAGGUCUCCUCCGACGGGAACUGCCUCUUCACCGCUUCCCAGAAGGCAAUGGAGGCGCGUGUGGUCGACGCUCGCGACCUACGGCGGCGCGCGGUGAGGAGGUUCCUCGAGGAUUUCGGAUCCGCGGGGGAGGAGGAGAAGGAGGCUGUCAGGGAGGCGAUAAGGCACAUGUACUCGCCGGAUCUGAAAGCGGGAUGGGGGAUUCAUAUUGUCCAGGAGGAGAAGCUGCUCGCCAAGAAGGAGGAGCGUGAGAGUCUUGAUUCCGCCAUUGAUGAGCUUGUGCAAAUCGGAAUGCAAAGAGAAACGGCUGCGGAGUCGAUUUAUAGAGAGAGGUGUGUUCCGGUGAACGAUGGGCCUAGCUGGGCCAAGUACAUGUCUGUUUCAGGGUCAUCAGAAGAUGAGCAUGACAUCAUCAGCUUGCAGUAUACGGAGGAUGGUUUGUUAUCUGUUGACGAGAACAGACAAGGGCAUGCCGCUGCUUUUGGUGAUGACAUUGCGAUCGAGUGUCUUGCCACAGAGUUCAAACGAGAGAUCUAUGUGGUGCAAGCGCAUGGGUCUGAUGGGAUGGUGGAGGAAGAGAACUGUGUGUUCUUCCUUCCACACAAACCGAGAAGCGAGGUCAUUGAGUCUCCAGUGUUUCUAUUCAUGAAAGGCACGGGUUGGUGCGGUGGUGGAGCAGAUCAUUACGAGCCAUUGAUAGCGAGCCCAUCUCAGAUUAUAUCGCAAGAGAAAGUGGCAUUCGUUCUAUGAUUUUUUUGGGCUGCUUCUUCAAACAGUUUUGUUGAGCGUUGGUAGAAGAGUUAUCACAUUGUUAGGGAGAGUUGAUUGUUUUGUAUUAGUGUCUGAGAGAGCAUUUGAUUGUUUUGUUUCGUUAUCGUGUAAUCUUCAGCUUUCCAACUGUAUUUGGGCGUAUCAACCACAUGAGUGUUGAUAAUUGUCACGUGAACAAACUCGAGUUCACGAUAGAGAAAAAAAGC